AUGGAUCCUCGAUCAUCUGCGAGCCGCAGGACGUCGCUAGUGGACACCUUGACGGGUGCGCUGGCACGACGGGAAGCCAAAUCUGCACGUCGCAGGCUCACCGUGCUUCCCCGAUCGGCAGCGGAUUUCUCCUCGAACGACUUUCUCUCCCUUUCAACAUCAACAGCAUAUCGCGAGCGCUUUCUAGCUCACUUAAACAACACUCCGGCAUCUUUCCCUUUUGCUAGCGGAGGCUCUCGCUUGUUAGACGGCAACUCGGCCUGUGCAGAGGAGCUCGAGAAGUUCGUGGCCGUAUUUCACAAAGCUCCUACUGCACUGUUAUUCAAUUCCGGCUAUGACGCCAACGUUGGUGUGCUCUCCAGCAUUCCACAACCUGGCGACUUGAUUUUGUACGAUGAGCUCAUCCACGCCAGCGUUCACGAAGGCAUGCGACUGUCACGAGCGGGACGUCGAAUGCCGUUUGCACACAGCUCGCCAACCAGCCUGAGAGAUACUCUUCAAUCCCAGAUCAUGGCAGACAAGCAGAUCCGUGAGGGUACUCGCAACGUCUUCAUAGUCAUUGAAUCCAUCUACAGCAUGGAUGGGGAUGUAGCUCCGAUCAAGGAGUUUAUCACCGCAGUCGAUGAACUUUUGCCCAACGAAAACGGAUAUUUCAUAGUCGACGAAGCACAUGCGACCGGUGUCUUUGGGCCACGCGGAGCGGGUGUCGUACAAGAGCUCGGUGUCCAGGAUCGGAUGUUCAUCCGAGUGCACACAUUUGGCAAAGCUCUUGCAAGCCAUGGAGGUAUGAUUUUCGCUCGUUUGAGUUCGAUCCACGACGUCCUAACUAAGUAUCUCCUUGCAGCCAUGGUCCUCUGUGGACCGGAAACCAGAGAUUAUCUGGUCAAUUACGCGCGAAGCCUGAUAUACACCACCGCUUUGGGGUUUCCUUUUCUGGCAUCCAUCCGUGCCGCUUAUGAGCUUCUGUCCGAAGGCGAAACUAGCCAGGUAGGUUUGCCGCUUGCUUUCACGGAGUCGUAA
Molecule: messenger RNA, 1020 nt
Organism: Penicillium riverlandense
Lineage: Eukaryota; Fungi; Ascomycota; Eurotiomycetes; Eurotiales; Aspergillaceae
Product: aminotransferase class I/II-fold pyridoxal phosphate-dependent enzyme
Exons: 1
Coding region: 1-1020 (339 amino acids)
Biological process (GO): biosynthetic process
Molecular function (GO): pyridoxal phosphate binding
Source: RefSeq, a predicted model, not a curated record